AUGGCCACCCUCUACCACCCCACCGCCUCGCAGCUCAACGCACACGAGGGCGGCAUCUCCUGCGUCGCGUGGGGCCACGGCCUGGUCGUCACCGGCUCCGCCGACGAGGCCGUCCACUCCUAUGAAGUAAGCGGGGCGAAAAUUGAGCGGCGGCACACUCUGACGGGCCACGAGCUCGGCGUCACCGCCGUCGCGGUCGCGGCGGACGUGGCCGUCGCCGCGUCGGCCGCGCUCGACUCGCGCAUCCGCGUUUGGAACCUCGACACGGGCAGCCUCAAUCUCGAGAUUGACUGCGGGCCUAUGUCGUACGGCGUCGCGCUAAGCCCGGACGGCGCGACCGUCGCCGCCGGCUCGAUGGGCGGCAUCAGCCUGUGGGACGCCGCCUCGGGCAGCAAGACCGCCUCGCUCUCGAUCGGCAGCGACCGCAUCGUUCUCUGCGCCGCUAUCUCUGCGGACGGAGCGCUGCUCGCCGCCGGCGCAGAGGACGGCGGCGUGCAUCGCGUCGCAAAGAUGGAGGCGCACGCGGUGGCGGACUCGCGCGCGGUGCUGUGGGAGGCCGCGUCGGGACGGCAGCUCUAUACGCUACAGGGGCACGGCUCGUGGGCCUAG
This is a messenger RNA of Emiliania huxleyi CCMP1516, 609 nucleotides long. RefSeq lists its product as hypothetical. Gene Ontology annotation, molecular function: protein binding. The coding region runs from base 1 to 609 and encodes 202 amino acids. The record is from RefSeq and is a predicted model, not a curated record. The transcript has 3 exons. NCBI's taxonomy places the organism in Eukaryota, Haptophyta, Isochrysidales, Noelaerhabdaceae.